Messenger RNA from Schizophyllum commune H4-8, 1330 nucleotides. RefSeq lists its product as uncharacterized. Gene Ontology annotation, cellular component: nuclear pore outer ring. The coding region runs from base 71 to 1189 and encodes 372 amino acids. The record is from RefSeq and is a predicted model, not a curated record. NCBI's taxonomy places the organism in Eukaryota, Fungi, Basidiomycota, Agaricomycetes, Agaricales, Schizophyllaceae. The transcript is spliced from 7 exons. Gene Ontology annotation, molecular function: protein binding.
GCUCCGCAAACAACAAACAACGCGCGCUCAACGCGUCCGUCCAAGCGCAACGCCGCCCAACACGACCAUCAUGGACCUCACCCACGUCCUCGACUCCGAGAUCUAUGUCCUCUCCUGCUGCCAGGCCGACGACGGCGCGGACCUCGUCGCGCUCGGUGGCGAGCACUCGGUCCACAUCGUGCAAAUAACAGAAAAGACGAUCGUCCCCCUCGCCGUGUUCCACCUAGGCGCACGCGUAACAGCGCUAGGAUGGUCAACAGGCUCCGUCUCGCCCUCCGUGUCCGAUGAAUGGCGCAUAGACCUCGUCGCGGGCUCCGCCGACUUCGGCCUCUUCCACCUGUCCAAACUAGCAGGACGGGAUGAAUGCAUCUACAACUUCGGUGCAGGUUCGACCGGCCACAACGGUGGCGUGAACUCUAUUGCCUUCGUGGGCGGCUACCCCGCCGACAGCACCCGUUAUGUCGCUACCUGCGGCGGCGACAAGACGGUCCUCGUCUGGGAUCUGUACCCCGAACGCAUCGACGACGGGAGCGCGAACGCGCAGAUGCCGGAAGCCAGCAUGCCCCCCGAAGACCGCACGCCCCCGACCGCGUACGAGAUCUCGUACGCGCACCCGCUGACCACCCUCUGCUCGCACCCCGCUACCAGCAAGGAGCUGCUCGUAGCCGACACUCACGGCACCAUCUUCAUGGUCGACUGGCGGUCAGACGACCCGGGCGAGCCACAGCCGGACAGGCGCACCGUCUUCGAGCUGGUCCAGCCGUACGCUAUGGGGGAUGCCCUCAUCGGAAACGGGGACACGACAUGGACAAGCGUCGCUUGGCGCAGGGACACCACAGACAUAAUCGGUUCCGUCACCGGGAACAAGUACCACAUAUGGGACCUGACCAAACUGUAUGGUGGCAAGCCGCUAAGAACUGGCCCUACAUUCUCCCAAGGGGGCAAAUUCCGCUGGUGCAACACUCACCCCGAGUUCUUCGCCAUAUCGUCGUCCUCACCGGCAACCGGCGCGAUCCUCCAUGUCCACAACCUCGGCUACCUCUCCCAGCAGCCGACCCAGCUGGCCAUCGCCGCAAAACCCCACUACGUACGCGACUUCGACUUCCUCGCCACACGCGGGGUCCCGCGCAUAGCCGCUGCCGUAGGACGCUCCCUCGUGGUCAUGCCUAUCGGGUCUGCGGAGAAGUAGGCUCAUACUCAGAGUUCGACUGUGGGGACGUCGGGCGAGCGAAGUCGCGUCUGCUAAGUAGCACCAGAUUGAUCUACACAAAGUAUACAUCGAUUCAGAAUAUUCGUGCUAGGGAAUUACAAGUCCUGACUUGCGAUGCUA